AUGGCCGCACCAUUCCUAGCGUGGGGGGUGGCGGUGUCCGUCAUCUACGGCAUCACAAUCGACCGCCUCAGCAAAGUCAGCAGCCCUUUCCGCAUGCUCAACAUGAUCAACUUCCUCGUCUUCCGGAUAACCCGGGGAGUGGUGUUUACCCUGGAGUUGGUGCUGGCAGAGGGGGCAGAGGCCAAGGAAGCUGCCCGGUACAACCUGCAAGUGCGCCACGAGGACUUUAUAGCGGACUACUAUACAUUCCUGUACGGCACCCGGUCCCUGGAGAACCUCGAGCUGACCCUCCACUCUGCAAACCCCCUGGGUGUGGACAAGCCCGCCCUGUUUGAGGACCAGGGGCUGGCAGACGUGUUCUACAGGUGA
Molecule: messenger RNA, 369 nt
Organism: Monoraphidium neglectum
Lineage: Eukaryota; Viridiplantae; Chlorophyta; Chlorophyceae; Sphaeropleales; Selenastraceae
Exons: 5
Coding region: 1-369 (122 amino acids)
Source: RefSeq, a predicted model, not a curated record